Molecule: messenger RNA, 3707 nt
Organism: Linepithema humile (Argentine ant)
Lineage: Eukaryota; Metazoa; Arthropoda; Insecta; Hymenoptera; Formicidae
Source: RefSeq, a predicted model, not a curated record
GCCGCGCGAGGGCCGAUCGUUGAGAAACGAGGUCUCUCGGGAGGAAACAUCCGAGGCGGGCAUCGGAUCCCUUGUUCGAAUCUACUUUUAGAAAGGAUUGUAAGUAAACAUGUCGCCGUAGAAGCAACAGAUAGAGAGAAAUGGCGAAUUUCCGUGGAUUUUACAUACCUUCCAUCGGUGCAACCGUCAGCGUCGCCUGGGAGACUUUAAAGGCCAAAUGGCCGGAGAACAGUCCGUGUAUGGAGCUGAUCCGCGGCGGCGGCGGCGGCGGCGGCGGCGGCAUGGGCCAAGGACAUCCGCAAGGCCAAAGCGGUCAGGGUCAGUUCAAGUCCUUCGACGAAGGCCGCGAUAAUACCGAGAUGAUGACUAUGAACGGGGACCAGGCGUAUCGGGAUCAGAACAACGUGGCGGUUGCUGAGGACUCCUUCAGCUAUCAGAGAAACGGGGACAAAAUCAGAACCGGAAGUGUGAGUAGCGGGGAGUUCAGCGAGUACGACGAGGGCGGCGGAGAAUUCGGCGGCCCGGGCGUCAAGAUCAACGAAUGGCAAGCCGCUUGGAAUGUUACAAAUGCCAUUCAGGGAAUGUUUAUCGUCUCCCUGCCGUUCGCCGUCCUGCGCGGUGGUUACUGGGCGAUCGCCGCGAUGAUCGGCAUCGCGCACAUCUGCUGCUACACCGGCAAGAUCCUGGUCGAGUGCCUGUACGAGCUGGACUCGGUGACGGGUCAGCGUGUGCGCGUGCGAGACUCGUACGUGGCCAUCGCCAAGGAGUGCUUCGGGCCGAGAUGGGGCGCCCGCGCCGUCAACAUCGCGCAGAUCAUCGAGCUGCUGAUGACCUGCAUUCUGUACGUGGUCGUGUGCGGCGACCUGAUGAUCGGCAGCUAUCCCGAGGGCGCGAUCGACACACGUAGCUGGAUGAUGCUGAUCGGUAUAUUCCUGCUUCCGCUCGGCUUUCUCAAGUCGCUGCAGCAUGUCUCCAUGCUCAGCUUCUGGUGCACGAUGUCUCACCUCUUCAUCAAUGCGAUCAUCAUCGGUUACUGCAUCCUGGAGAUCGGUGACUGGGGCUGGUCGAAGGUGAAGUGGACGUUCGAUAUUGAAAACUUCCCGAUCUCGCUAGGCGUUAUCGUUUUCAGCUACACAUCGCAGAUCUUCCUGCCGACCCUCGAGGGCAAUCUCAUCGAUCGCUCGAAAUUCGAUUGGAUGUUGAACUGGAGCCACAUCGCCGCGGCGGCGUUCAAGUCGCUCUUCGGCUGGAUCUGCUUCCUGACGUUUCAGAACGACACGCAGCAGGUGAUCACGAACAACCUGCACUCGGCCGGCUUCAAGGGCUUGGUCAAUCUGUGCCUGGUCGUCAAAGCGGUGCUCUCGUAUCCGCUGCCGUAUUACGCGGCCUGCGAGCUCCUGGAGCGCGCCUUCUUCCGCGGCCGGCCGAAAACGAUCUUCCCGACGAUCUGGACGGUGGAUCGCGAAUUGAAGGUCUGGGGUCUCGCCUGGCGAGUCGGCGUGAUCGUGUUCACCAUUCUGAUGGCGAUCUUCAUACCGCACUUCAGCAUACUGAUGGGCUUCAUCGGCUCUUUCACCGGCACUAUGCUUUCGUUCAUCUGGCCUUGCUACUUCCACCUGAAACUCAAGAGAAACUCGAUGGAGUGGAGCGCCGUCGCGUACGACUGCUUCGUCAUCUUUCUCGGUGUUCUCUUCGGGGUGAUCGGCGUCUACGACUCCGGCUCCGCGCUGAUCAACGCCUUCGAGAUUGGCCUGCCCUUCUAAGCAAUCUCGCGCGAAUCCGGGCCGUUUUGUUGUUGUUCUUGUCUCGUAUCGAAAUGAUAUCACGCUUUCGAGCUAUCAAAGUAUUUGACUCUCGAUUCUAACACGUAUGAUAUUCAGUGCAAUAAUUGCUAAUACAUGCGAGAGACUACAUAAAAUUCUGAACACAUACUCAGAUAAUAACGAAAAGAAGUACAUAUCAGGAGUUCUCUAAAUAAUAUUAUGAUUCAAUAAUUGAGACACAAAACUUCACAAAAUCUUCUAAUGAUUAAUUGAAAAAUGAAUGUUAUCGCGAAAUUCCUUCAAUUUCAAUCAAUAAGAAUGCUAUUUCAUAAAAGUUCUUAAAAUAUGUCUCUACAUUGAAACGCGGUGAAUCAAAAUCAAAUAUUUCACAUGCUCGAAGGCGAUUAACUAGUACGAAAAUUUUGCAUUAUGGAAAAUAGUGUACCUAUUUCUUAUUAUUUCAACUUAUGGGCUGAUAAUUUUAGAACGAUAUACAGAGUGUCCCACACUAACCGCACCACACGAUAAUAGCACAUUUUAAGAUGAAAAUCCCAACACCAAAAUGUCGAGGCUACAAUAGUUUUUAAAUAAGAAGCAUUUAAAGUUAAUCAAUCGAGUUGCUCCGAAUUCAUGCGCUUAGACACGGUUGUAGAAAAAAAAGACGGAUCGAUAUCUGAAGAUAUCCUCAUUAUUGUGUCGCAUACCGUGCCUGAGCGCGCGAAUCUGGAGCAAACUGAUUGCUCAAUUCUAAACGCUUUUCACUUAAACUAUUGUACCCUCGACAUUUUGACGUUAGGAUUUUCAUCUCAAAAUAAUCUCAGAAAUGUGCCAUUACCGUGUGAUUAAGUGUGGGACACCCUGUACAAUCCAAUCUGUCUUUCUUUUCUAUCAUUUCAGUAAUUUUCAGUCGGCACUUGUACUCUAAGGAUGUAAAAGUUAAAAUUAGGCGAGAACGUAAUAUUUUCUAAUCGCAGAAUUCUUUUUCAAAGGAAAAAUUAUUGGCUCAUUAGAGAGCGUGUAAAAGUUUUAUUGUACACUUCACGUUGCAAGCAGUACUAUGACAUAUCUGAAGCGAUAGAUUUAUCCAAGAGUCUUCCACAAUCUCGGAUUUGUUUUGCAUUCGGGAGCCAGUAGAUAUAUAACGAGAGAUCUAGGGCGCAUUGAGCGUAAGAAUAUUUCGCACGGAGCGCACUUGACGAUGUCUUCCACAAUGUCUUCCAGCAGCAAGCAAAUCGCAGCCUAACUAACUAGUUGACUACUGUUACAGUUUUCUGGAUUUUAUAACUGUAUUGCUGCGGAGUUACACCCGUGUAUAAUUUUUAUGUGACCUGUUGAACCGCGACGACGGGACGCGCGGUGAUCUCGAUCAUGAUUUCGUCGUGAUUUACGUCGACGACGAAUCUGCCAAGUAACUUAGAGCUAGCCCGCCGUGCCGUCCCCUCGCCGUACAAACGAGACGCAAAAUGAUUGCGCGAUUAGUUAUGUACAAUCGAGUACAAUUAGUUGUAUAAUCCAACGUCUUCCAAGAUCGCAUAGAUAAACAGUUUAAGGAAAUGAGUAGACAAAAUGUAGUUGUUUCGUGUAGCUGCAGAAUGCUGCGAUGGCUCGAUUCGCGAAACAUCCAUUUCCCGAGGUUUAUCCUAGAAAGAUGAUUAUAUACUAUAUUUUUGAAUUCACAAUUGUUUAACGUAUAAAUUUAGCGCCAUGAAUCUGUGACACAAUAUUUUUUAAGUCAUUUUCAGUCAUUUUGAGCUUUUAAUUUUAUACUCUUAGAUUCAUAAAUUUCUUGAUCUUUUGAACCAGAUAUAUUUUCCUCCAAAAUUCCAUUAAAUCUCGAAGUCACAUUCGCCAGCGUUCUGCAGACAUGAAAAAUUCGCAAAUUAAAGAACGUUAAUAAUCGUGAAACGAGUCUUCCAAUAAUGUCUUCCAAAGAAAAAAAAAAAA